UCCAGCCGAUGCUAAAAAAAUUGUAUUUUUGAUAUAUUUGUCUUACAGAUCGCGUGCAAAGACAGCCCGGACAUGAAUGUUUCUUUGGAGGCUGAUCUCACCGAACAACACAAUCCAACCUGUGGAUAGUGAGGAGCGCGCCUGUGGCCACCGGCCAGUCUCCGCUAUCUGGGACGCUCUGCCUCCAGCCCGCUGUGCGCGUCUUUUUUUUUCCCCACCGUUGGCUCCGGUCUGUGUCGGCGGGGGGAUCCGGUGUUCCGUUUGACCUAAGCUGUGAGCAGGUAUUCAGUUUAUGAAUGGCACUGGCAUGGAGGAAAUACCGUUUCAGAAAGUCAAAACCAGGCGGAAGAGAAGUCACUGCCCACCGGGCGUCCCUUUGACCACCAUCGUAUGUGAGGACGAGUUCGACUGCAAGGAGCUCGAGUCCCUCUUCCAGAACUACAACCUGAAGCUGGAGCAGACGUCCACCCUCAAAGCCCUGGCCGUGCUCAUCUUCAUGUCCUCGACACUGGCCGUGGUGGAGUUGCUGUCCGGCCCCAGCCUCACCAUCUCCAAGGGGUCCCAUCCGGUCCACUGUGUCAUCUUCGUCUCCCUGUUCAUCGUAACUAAUGUCAAGUACCUGCAAGUGACUCAGCUCCAACAGAUUGUCAACCUGACGCUGCUCUUCGGCUUCACUUUCUCUUUCCUCUGCUGCCCCUUCUCCCUGGGCGCGAUGGGGAUGGAGCCGCCGACGUCCCCGGAGCAAGGCAUGUGGCAGCUCAUCCUGGUCACCUUCGUCGCCUACGCGCUCCUACCUGUGCGGACACUCUUGGCUGUUGUGUUUGGAAUAAUGGUCUCCAUCUCGCAUUUGAUUGUGACUGCCACUUCAGUCACAGUGAAAACACAGAAACUGUGGAGAUCGUUGGUUGCCAACACAGUGCUGUUCACCAGUGUCAACCUGUCAGGGCUGUUUGUGCGCAUCCUGACAGAACGAGCCCAGAGGAAGGCCUUCCUGCAGGCUCGCAACUGCAUUGAAGAGAGACUCCGCAUGGAGGAUGAGAAUGAGAAGCAGGAGCGCCUGCUAAUGAGUCUGUUGCCCAGGAACGUAGCUAUGGAGAUGAAAGAGGAUUUCCUGAAGCCCCCAGAAAGGAUCUUUCACAAAAUCUACAUCCAGCGCCAUGACAAUGUCAGCAUCCUGUUUGCAGAUAUAGUUGGUUUCACCAGCCUGGCCUCCCAGUGUACAGCCCAGGAGCUGGUUAAACUACUAAAUGAGCUUUUUGGAAAGUUUGAUGAGCUUGCCACGGAGAACCACUGUCGCAGGAUUAAGAUCCUGGGGGAUUGCUACUACUGUGUUUCUGGACUGACCCAACCCAAGACUGACCAUGCCCACUGCUGUGUAGAGAUGGGUCUGGACAUGAUUGACACCAUAACGUCAGUAGCAGAGGCCACAGAAGUCAACCUAAACAUGCGCGUGGGCUUGCAUACAGGUCGGGUGCUCUGUGGAGUGCUGGGCCUCAGGAAAUGGCAAUAUGAUGUUUGGUCCAAUGAUGUGACCUUGGCCAAUGUGAUGGAGGCUGGAGGACUACCUGGGAAAGUCCACAUCACCAGAUCUACACUGGAGUGCCUAAAUGGAGACUAUGAGGUGGAGCCUGGAAACGGUCAUGAAAGGAACGCCUUCCUCCAAAAACAUGAAAUUGAAACCUUCUUUAUAGUGCCAUCUCACCGACGGAAGAUAUUCCCAGGAUUGAUUCUUUCGGAUAUAAAGCCCGCCAAAAAGAUGAAGUUCAAAACUGUGUGCUACUUACUAGUGCAACUUAUGCACUGCAGGAAGAUGUUCAAGGCUGAGAUUCCCUUCUCCAAUGUCAUGAACUGCGAGGACGGGGAUAAGCGGAGGGCCAUGCGGACGGCUCCACAGAAGCUGAGGAAUCGUUCCAACGCUAACCAGGCUAACCUGAUCCAGAGCAGCCCCAGAACCCGGGUCAACCGCUACAUCGGUCGGCUGAUCGAGGCCCGCCAGACUGAGUCAGACACGGCAGACCUCAACGUCCUCACACUCAUGUAUAAGUGCUCUGAGCGCGAGCAGAGGUACCACCAGGUUCCUGAUGAGUACUUCACCAGCGCAGUGGUCCUCUCUCUGAUCCUAGCUGCCUUGUUUGGCCUUGUCUAUCUUCUCAUCAUACCACAGGGCACAGUGAUACUAGUCCUUCUCGUCUUCUGCAUCUGUUUCCUAGUAGCUUGUAUCAUGUACCUGCAUAUCACUAGAGUACAGUGUUUUCCAGGGUGCCUGACCAUUCAGAUUCGCACUGCUCUCUGUAUUCUCAUAGUGCUCUUAAUCUACGCUGUGGCCCAGGCCUGUGUGGUGGGCUGUAUGCCCUGGUUGUGGGGUAGUGCCAACACCAACAGCUCCAUCGUCAUCAUUGAUGUGGAGAGCGGCGCCAACCACACCAUGGCGGAGCUGCCUUGUGAUGGUGCCCGCUAUGCCUUUCUUUCCUGUGUGGUGGGCACCCUCACCCUGGCACUUUUCCUGCGGAUCUCCUGGCUGCCGAAGAUGGCGCUAAUGCUCCUUCUGGGGGUGCUGUAUGUCACCGUGUUGGAGCUCAGCGGCUUUCGCAAGACUGAAGGUGGGGGGUCCUUCCACAUCCGGGGCUAUGAGCCCAUCCUGUCUUUGUUGCUCUUUGUCAGUGCCCUGGCCCUCCACUCCAGGCAACUCGACCUCAAACUACGCCUGGACUUCCUAUGGGCUGUGCAGGCGGAGGAGGAAAGGGAUGGCAUGGAGAAAGUCAAGCUGGACAACAGGAGGAUUCUCUUCAACCUUCUGCCCGCACACGUGGCUCAACACUUCCUUAUGUCAAACCCCAGGAACAUGGUGAGCCUCGCUAAUAGACAGGCAGGCAGACAGACAGAAAAACAGGAUCUGUAUUAUCAGUCCUAUGCACAAGUAGGUGUCCUGUUUGCCUCUAUCCCAAACUUCAAUGACUUCUACAUCGAGCUGGACGGGAACAACAUGGGAGUGGAGUGCCUCAGACUCCUGAAUGAGAUCAUUGCUGACUUUGACGAGCUCAUGGAUAAGGAGUGCUACAAAGACAUAGAGAAAAUCAAAACCAUUGGCAGUACAUACAUGGCAGCUGUGGGCCUCGUCCCCACCAUUGGUACCAAGGCCAAAAAAUCUGUUUACGACCAUCUUAGCACAAUAGCAGACUACGCCAUUGAGAUGUUUGACGUUUUGGAUGAAAUCAACUAUCAGUCAUACAAUGAGUUUGUCCUGAGAGUGGGUAUCAACAUUGGUCCAGUGGUUGCAGGGGUGAUUGGUGCGCGGCGACCGCAGUAUGACAUCUGGGGGAACACAGUCAAUGUGGCCAGUCGGAUGGACAGCACUGGAGUGCCUGGAAAGAUACAGGUGACUGAAGAGGUCUAUCGCCUGCUGAAUACCAACUAUGACCUGGUGUGCCGUGGCAAAGUCAGCGUUAAGGGUAAAGGUGAGAUGCUGACAUACUUCCUGGAAGGGAAGGUUCAGGGCGUGGGCACCGUAAUCACUUCUUCAGUCAUGCGUUCCGCCAGCUUGGCUCGUCGGAUCCACUCCUGUGGGAAGACGAGCGUCCCGACCAACCUGGGCAGCGUCUCCUCUGCUGCCAGCCUGUUAGGCAGCACUGUUCAGAUGAACACUGCCAACAGCAGCAACAGCCAAGCUACAUGCCUGCCCUCGUCCUGCGUGCCCGCAGUGGGUGAGGAGGACGAGGAGGAGGACUUAAAGGUGACAGAGAUUGAGAUUGAGGCUGUGGCAGCUGUUGCAGAUGUUGCAGUGUAGAGAGAAAGACAGGACUAUUAACCUGAAAAAAGGAAAGAAAAUCCUGGUUGGAGGCCUAGAAAAGACAGGGCUGUCCAGGUAUUUCCUAUAAAUCAUGAGCUACUGGCCAAACCCAGAACAUGCUCAUUCAGGAUAUGAACUUCCGGAGAAAUGGCAGGGUGAUGUGGACAAUCAUACUCGCUUUGAGGGAUUUCUAAGACAAACACGUAGUGAAGAAGAACGAUACCCGGAAUCUCAGAUCCUCUUUUAACAUCUCUAUACCAGAUAAUUAGAUUUGUGGUGUUUCUGGGUUCCCUCAGAUCCAGGUAUUAUAAUGUGCAUCUUCAUUUUAUAUGUACUACAUAUUCCGUGUGCAGGGGAUAUGUGCAUUGAUAUCCAGAAAAAGACUGAUCAUGCUAUUGCUUUUGCACUGUCUUUCUGAUUAUGCCAAGGAUACAUUGUAUUAUUUACAGUGUAAAAUGGUGUUGUUUCUUUUUUUUCUUUUUUCUUUUUUUUUUGUUGGUGUAUGUAAGCAUGCAUGUGUGUACUUGUGAGUGUGUAUGCAUGUGUGGUUAACUCUGAAUCGUAACGAAACAGCACAAUUUUUUUUUUUUUUUUUUUUUUACACUCGGAGCUCACUGGAUGGAAUAGGCUUUUUCUGAGACAUAUUUACAGUUAAUAGUGCAUGACUUUUUUAAGAGUUGACAGCCAUAGUAACUCCUGUUGAAAGAAACCAAAGUAUUGAGCUUUCCAUAGAUCUUUAGUUUUACCGCUUUUAUUGCCUCACCAUACAAGAGAAGAGAAAGGAUGUGGCAGAAGGUUGGAUAUAUUUGGCACAUGUUAGUUUUUCAGACAUCAGUAGACUUAAAGUGUCUUUUUUUUUUUAACCCAAAAUAAGGUUUCCUGAAUGUUCAUAUGCUGCCCCGAUUCACAAUGGUUUAAUGUAAUGUGACAUGUUAAGUAUACACACAGACAGUGGUGUCUCUGAGUCUGAAGAGGCAGUAAAGGUCAAUGAAGGGAGCAGAGGAAGGUGUGGAAAACCUAAAGAGCAGUUCUACUAGUACGGAGUGUGUGUGCUGCCAUGGAAACUAGUUGAUGCCAAAACUGGACCAAUCACAAAGUAUUAAUGACAAAUAAAUCACUUAGAGAACCAAUACACAUCUAUGUAUGGUGCAAACAUACGUGUAGACACCCAAGGGAGUCGAGGAAGGCAUUUAUCCACACAGAGGAGAGCACAUCCAUGACUUAAGCACAUGCAACAAGCACACAACCUCUACAAAUGCACAGCCCAGUCCUUUACUCACAACCUCUGCAAAUGAUACAUGUACAUUCAUGUAUUAUCUUGGUGCAGUGUCUGACUACGUUACUGUACCCCAGAAUUUUACCGCUGUAAUGAAGCUACAUUUUGAGUUUUCCUCAGAAACUAUGAGCUUUAGCACGUCUCUCAGAUACAGUCUCAGAAAUGUGAGGCGCUUCAGAUAUCUUCAGAUGUCAACUCUAUCAGCGUUUAAAACUUUUACUUGAUCUGCAAAAGUGUAAAUAACAUCAUGUUUCAAGUUUUUUGCCUUACUCAAUAAGCUUACAGUGAUUGCAACCUGCCUUUUUAGAUAUAUUCACUUUGAUAUGCAGAUCAUACUUUUUGUAAAUAGCCAAAAGCUGUAAACUAUGUUGUAUCUUGUACAGUGUAAAGUUGGGUUAUUGAAUAUUUUGUAAUAAAGACAA
Seriola dumerili (greater amberjack) is the source of this 5485-nucleotide messenger RNA. RefSeq names its product adenylate cyclase type 1-like. The transcript is spliced from 20 exons. The record is from RefSeq and is a predicted model, not a curated record. Gene Ontology annotation, molecular function: adenylate cyclase activity. Gene Ontology annotation, biological process: adenylate cyclase-activating G protein-coupled receptor signaling pathway; cAMP biosynthetic process; intracellular signal transduction. Gene Ontology annotation, cellular component: plasma membrane. Lineage: Eukaryota; Metazoa; Chordata; Actinopteri; Carangiformes; Carangidae. The coding region runs from base 293 to 3784 and encodes 1163 amino acids.